CACUUCCUUGUUUUUCAAAAGUUUUAUUUUGAAGAAAGAAAAGUUGGUUGCGUUUUCGGCUUCUUCCUUCCUAAAGAUCCACCUGUUAAAUCAUCAGAGUCACUGUGCAUUUAUCUCUAACCAAUUAAACGUAUGAAGAGUUUUGAUGGUUCGUGACAGUAGCUAGCUCUGGCUGGCUCUUGAUUUUGGAGGUGGAGAAGCGGAGAGUUUGAUCGAGGCAGAAUGCUAUCCGCCAGCGCUGCCAACGACGAGGAUUUCAGCCUCAGGUUUCCACUGCAUGUCCUCGUCUGGGAGAAUGAUUACAGGAGGCUGGAGAAAGACAUACAGACGAACAAUAUCGAAGAGGUGGACCCAAGAGGUCGAACCCCUUUGCAUCUGGCUGUCUCGCUAGGACACCUGGAAUCAGUGAGAGUGCUGCUGAGACAUGGUGCUGAUGUUACCAAAGAAAACAGCAAACAUUGGACAGUGCUACAGGAGGCGGUCAGCACUGGAGAUCCAGAGAUGGUGCAGUUAGUGCUCCAGAGGCGAGAUUAUCUCAAAGCCUCCACUGCGCUGGGCGGCGUUCCCGAGUUACUGUGCAAGAUCCGAGAGUCUCCAGAUUUCUACAUGGAGAUGAAGUGGGAAUUUACUAGCUGGAUCCCUCUCGUGUCUCGCGUGUGUCCCAGCGAUGUGUGCAGAAUCUGGAAGAGUGGGGCCUGUCUUAGGGUGGACACCACCCUGCUGGGCUUUGAAAACAUGACCUGGAUCCGAGGAAGAAGAAGCUAUGUCUUCAGAGGAGAUGACAAUUGCACAGAGCUAAUGGAAGUUAAUCACGAGGAAGCGGUGGUGGACACAGAACGCUUUGAUAUCUCACGUGAGAUAGAAGACGUCACACUCGACUCCAUGCAACCCGCCGAACAGGAAGUAGCCAAGAGGCUGACCACGCCCAUUGUCAACACAUACCUGGACACAAAGGACAUUGCAUUUGAGAGGUGUAAGUCAGGUAUCUGGGGUUGGAGGUCGGAUAGAACAGAGGUAGUAAAUGGAUUUGAAGCUAAGGUUUUUUCUGUGAACAAUGUGAACGUUGUGAUACGCACCAGGACGGAGCACCUCACAGACGAGGAGAAGGCCAGGAUAAAAAGUGAAAGGAAUGUUCUGGAAUCUUUGCUUGGCACAGUAGAACAACAGAUUGGUGCUCAAGGGGACAUGACUAUGGAGUUUGCCACAGCUACAAACCCCACAGCCAUCACUCCAGAGGAGUACUUUAACCCCAACUAUAACCUGCAGGGCAGAGACAUCGGCCGACCCAUUGAGCUCACCAUCAGAACACAGAAGUUUAAAGGCACUCUGUGGAUGAGUGAGGAGCAUCCUCUAUCUCUGGUGGAGCAGGUCACGCCCAUUAUUGACCUGAUGGCCCGCACCAGCACUCACUUUGCCCGUCUCAAAGACUUCAUCAACCUUAGGUUUCCCCCUGGCUUCCCUGUGAAGAUCGAAAUCCCACUGUUCCACGUGUUGAAUGCCCGCAUCACUUUUGGAAAUGUUAACAAGUGCAGUACAGAUGAACCUCUGGACAUCAACCAAUCAUCUUCUACAUCCACGCCUACAGAGGAAAAAUGUGGAGAUGGAGAGGGCAGCCAGGCAUCAGGACCUGCUUUGUUCCAGGUGUGUCCAUCUGUUUUCAUGGCACCUGCACACUAUCGCCACAGAGGGGGCUACCGCCACUCAAACACACGUCAGUACAACCCAGCCAGUCAUGAUGAAGAACUUCUUCAGUACGCCAUUCACCAGAGCCUACUCGACUCCAGUGGACUUAAUACACAGGACACUUGGAGUGAUUCUGAUGGAAUGCUGACACAGACCGUGGAGAACAGGUUGAGUGAUGGGUCCGGUUCUGAGGGAGUUCUAGUAGAUCUUAGUGACACCACACCCUCAAGCUCUGGCUCCACCUCUAGCCCCGAAACUGAACUGCGAUUGGCAAUGGAGCUCUCUGCCCGGGCACAGGAGGAGGAGGAAAGGAGAAGGAAUGAAGAAGAGGAAGAAUUAGAAAGAAUUAUACAACUCUCACUAACAGAAAAAUGACAGGGUAAGAUGAGGGACGGAAAGAAAAGGGAUUAUUGUCUGUUAUUGCCAUAAUCAUUAAACCUUUAUAUUUAUAACCCUCUGCUCUGUCUUGCCACUUACAAACAUACAGGUGCAUCUCAAUAAAUUAGAAUGUCGUGGAAAAGU
Myxocyprinus asiaticus (Chinese sucker) is the source of this 2205-nucleotide messenger RNA. Its product is annotated as ankyrin repeat domain-containing protein 13A-like. The record is from RefSeq and is a predicted model, not a curated record. Gene Ontology annotation, molecular function: protein binding. NCBI's taxonomy places the organism in Eukaryota, Metazoa, Chordata, Actinopteri, Cypriniformes, Catostomidae. The transcript has 15 exons. The coding region runs from base 223 to 2058 and encodes 611 amino acids. Gene Ontology annotation, cellular component: cytoplasm.